AUGAAUAAUCGUUUCGAAAAAUUUCAGCUUCUCCUGGCGAGGACCAUUCCCAGCUUGGCGCAGCAGAGCCGAGAACUCCAAGGAUUUACGGACCGUGGCAAAAGGCUCGAAAACAACGAGCCGCUCGCAGUACCCAGCAGAGCGCCGAAAGGAAAGGGGAAGCUCACGACCAUCAACCAGAAUGGAACCGUUAAGAACACCUUCAGUUUUGCGGUGCGCCAAUACAUCGAGCAGAGUGGUCUUUCCAGCAUCGGAUGA
Molecule: messenger RNA, 258 nt
Organism: Penicillium manginii
Lineage: Eukaryota; Fungi; Ascomycota; Eurotiomycetes; Eurotiales; Aspergillaceae
Exons: 1
Coding region: 1-258 (85 amino acids)
Source: RefSeq, a predicted model, not a curated record